Molecule: messenger RNA, 3072 nt
Organism: Cydia fagiglandana
Lineage: Eukaryota; Metazoa; Arthropoda; Insecta; Lepidoptera; Tortricidae
Exons: 7
Coding region: 75-1346 (423 amino acids)
Source: RefSeq, a predicted model, not a curated record
GCGAUGAACGUCAAACGAAAUUCCUGAAAGAAUAAUUUUAUUUAUUUGUUUUAUGAACAAUUCAGUUACAUGUUAUGUUAAUACGGUCACCAACCAUGAGCAGCCACGAAGACGAUGAUCUAGACGACGACUUGCCGUGCGUGUCUCUAAGCCGAUCAACAAGUGGAAAGAGUGAGUUGGAGAUGCCGCCAGCGUCGCAGUUGGCGUCGUUGCGAGCUCGCGAGGACGCGGCGGAGCGCGCGUUGCAAGAUUUACAUGAAAACAAUGAUCCACUUUUGGUCAGCCUUUCUAGAAGUACUAGCCAGAGCUCGGCCAGUGAGGAGGGUGAGGCCGCAUUAUCAGCAGCAGUAUCAGCACUGCAGGUAGCAGAAACUCCACCCGACACCCGAGGAAUGCGCGCAGAGCGCUUGCAGCUCCUGACGGCUAUGAGGGACCAUUUCCCGGAGGAUAGGGUGUUUCUUGAUAGUUAUAUAAAGAUGAUGAAGGAUAAACCGGAGGCGGUGGAUGGUGUUACUGAACAUAUCCUGCAAGGUAUCUCCUCAGCCCUAAUAUGCGGUCGCACCCCCAACAUCCCCGGCGCGGCGGCCUGGCUGCUCUGUGUCGCGCUGAGCUCUGCGCGCGCACUGCGUGCACGGCGCGCGCUGCACGCCGUGCUGGAGCACGCUAGUGGCGCGCAAGUGCAAGCACUGGCUGCUGCCGCUAGUGCGGCUAUUAAAGACGCGGAUCAACUAUUGGCAGCUUACGACGCAGUACGGACUGGAACGAGACGCGGAGCGGACCAACUAGCAUCUAUCCUACUUGCUCACGCCAUGGCAAGAGUUUUAGCUCAGAAGGAUAAAUCGCCGUCCGAAUCCGCCCCACCUUCCCCUCUCUCCUCCGAAUCUGUUACAUUGGUGCGAGCCACCUGGAGGAAGUUACCAACCCGUUCACAACUCACACUGCUGCGUUGUGUCGGACGCGCCCUCGCUUCUGCGGGGGACACGGGGGACAAAGGGGACACGGGGGACAUAAAGGAAAAAGGGGACGUGAAAAAAGGAGACUCGGGGGAUAUUGCGAAUGAAGAUACGGGAGACAAAAUGGACACUGAAGACGUGAGCGACGUCAAAAAAGGUAUUAACAAACGUAUCAAAACUUCAACUAAUAUUCCGCAAAAGAUUCAUAAGCGAUCCAGAAGACCACCCGCUAGAUGCCGCACUAAACUGCUCACAGAACUCACUAGACGAAUCCCUAGAUGCCACACCCACAAAAACAGAGUUAAAAAUACAAAUACCGAUGAGAUUGGUCACACCUAUGAAACUACACUUUCCAAUAUCACAAAAGACACAGCCAAUUUUAAAAACACAUGAAAAUGUAGGGACGAUAAAAAAGAUAGCGAAAGGACAGAAAAAGAUGGAUGAGUUUUUUAAACCUCAAGUUAAAGUGAUAGAAGAGGAAAAGGAACGUUCGCCGGAACCGAAGAGGAUUAAAAGGCAGAGGCCGGAACGAAAAUGUGCUAAGAGUGGGAAGAGCUAGCUUUUCUACAGUUAUUUAGUUAUACCAGUUGGUUGGUGGCCAAUUAAUGGCGAAUUACCCUAUAUGACAUCUAUUUUAGUUCUAAUUCUAAUUUAAGUAUUCUUAAAUGAUAGGUAUUUUUGUUACUGUUGCAUUCCUUUUUUUUUCUCUAGCCUACUUUGGUGCCCCACUGCUGGGCAAAGGCCUCCCCUCGUUUUCUCCACUCGACCCUGUCAUCGGCAUUUUCCCACCAUUUGGGCAUUCCUUUUAUUAAUAAAAAACGUCCAUAAUGAGCGUUUCGAAUGUUAUAGUUUUAACUUUAUAUUGGCUGUGAAAGAGUGUUACAAUAGUUUUAAAAUGCAGAUUUUAUGUUCUUUUUCAUACUUAGACUUUCAGCGUCGUGACUUUCUGUAAGAUAUUUAUUUACUUAACCCUUUGAUCAAGUACGCUCUCGGUCACAGUAUAAUAGCAACCUUCCUGCCUUCCGAUAACCCUUGUUUUGCUAUAAAAGGCGUGGCGUUCAAAUGGUUAAUAGUGUGUAGGCCAUUAUUUUAUACCAUUAAGGCCCACUUGCACCAUCUCACUUACCCGGGGUUAAGCAGUUAAACCGUUAACCUAGUGUCAAAUUGUACUGGUAACCAUGUCAGGUUUAACCGGUUAACUCCGGGUUAGUGGGAUGGUGCAAGCGGGCCUAAGAGAAACUUGUGAUACUAGAUUGUAUAAAUGGGUUAAAUGCAGAACACAUGUGCCCUGUUUAUCAAAAACUUGUUACUUGUAAUACAAGUGGAAGUCCCUUUCUUACAAAAGCUGUCAAAAAGUGACAUGGCCGUGUUGCAUAAUAAACUACAACUAAUAUUACAAGCGGAACUCCUUUUCUAAUAAGUGAAGUUAGAAAAGGAGUUCCGCUUGUACAAGCGUUGAAUAUUACAAGCGGAACUCCUUUUCUAAUAAGUGAAGUUAGAAAAGGAGUUCCGCUUGUAAUAUUAGUUGUAGUUUAUUAUGCAACACGGGCCUUGUAUUACAAGUUCCAAGCUUUUGAGAAACGGGCCCCUGGCACUAUGAUACUAUGACAGCCAUUUAGGGCCACUUGUACCAUUCACUAAACCGGGGUUAAUAGGUUAAACUUGGAGUGUCACCAUGGUUACCAGUACAAUUUGACACUAGCUUAACGGUUUAACCGGUUAACUCCGGGUUAGUGGGAUGGUGCAAGUGGGCCUUAGCAUAACUAUUAAACCUUGCGGCGGUAGCACGGUCGCAUUUUUAUCACCUGACACCAUGCCUGUCACGUUCUAACAAUUAUGUAAGUGCGAAAGAGACAGGCAUAGUGAUAGGUCGUAAAAAUGGAACCAUGCUGCCACCUUGGACUCCCUAUAAUAUUUGUAUACAGGGUUAUGAAAGUGAGAAAUUUUACCGGUUUAGAUACAAUACAAAAUAAAUAUUCUGCAUUUCACCAAAAAGCUUUUGUAAUACACCACCGAAUUGUAGAUUUUUAUAUUUGUAAGGGUUAAUGUUACAGAACACUUUUAAAGUAUAUUAAACUUAGAAAACAUGUUUUCAUUGAUAUUAAAAGAUUUGAUUUAA